AUGACUGCCACUAGCAGUGACCAUGGUAUUGCUGCGACUGAGGUGGGAGACAAUGAUGAUGCGCGAGGAGAGGGAAACCAGAGCAGGAAGAUGGCUAGUAUCAUUAUCUCUCCGCCACUAAGGGCAGCAACUAUGGAGGAUAACGUUACAAUUCGUAGUCGAAGCGCAAUAAGAUCUUUGUCUUUUGUGGAGGAUGAGGCAGUAGAGGAAGGGGAGCAAGUCAUUGAGGCUUUAGCUGAUAUGGAGACAAAUGAUUCUGAUGUUGCAACGAAAAUGACUAAUGAGGAGUAUGAUGAUGCUGAUGAUGAUCUUCUGGGGGAGGAAUAUAUGGAGGCUAGCGAAGAGAAGCGCGGUGAAGGCAACAUUGGUUUGACAAUUAAGGCAGAUAGCAAGAAACGAUCCGGUCGUUUAACUACAUCAUCAAAAGUCUUCUCGUCACAAGGAAAAGACUGGACAUGCGCGACAUGUUUCUAA
Molecule: messenger RNA, 474 nt
Organism: Eruca vesicaria subsp. sativa (arugula)
Lineage: Eukaryota; Viridiplantae; Streptophyta; Magnoliopsida; Brassicales; Brassicaceae
Source: the annotation of a GenBank genome assembly